AUGACACUGACUGUCACUGGCACGAAUGCACACAGCGCGUAUCCCUGGAAUGGGACAAAUGCCAUUGAUUUGCUUAUGGACGAUAUUGUGGCGUUAAAACGGGCAACCAGGGAUGGGUCACUCGUCUUCGAUAACAACGAAUUGCCAUGGCACACUACUCUCAACACCAGCCGCAUCACCGGAGGAGAGGCUAUCAACCAA
This is a messenger RNA of Sphaeroforma arctica JP610, 201 nucleotides long. RefSeq lists its product as hypothetical. The annotation marks the transcript as partial. Lineage: Eukaryota; Ichthyosporea; Ichthyophonida. The transcript has 2 exons. The record is from RefSeq and is a predicted model, not a curated record.